Molecule: messenger RNA, 1583 nt
Organism: Olea europaea var. sylvestris
Lineage: Eukaryota; Viridiplantae; Streptophyta; Magnoliopsida; Lamiales; Oleaceae
Exons: 1
Coding region: 329-1369 (346 amino acids)
Source: RefSeq, a predicted model, not a curated record
CAAAGAGAAGAAAAAAGGUGUAGAAACAUAACAGAUGGUAAAGAAGAACAAAUAACAAAAAGUAACUAAAGAAUGCUGCCCUCUCCCCCCAAUACCCUACCCUACCCAACCCUCUCAUUUCUUUUAAAAACUCAACCCAAAUCGAAAGCAGAAUCCAUAAAAGAUUGUACAUUUACAGUUCCUCAAGCACCCACCCACUCAUCUCAACCCCUCCUCUCUGAUUUCUUUUAAAACCUCAUCAGAAAUCAGAACUGAACUGAACCCUUAAAUAUUAUACAUUUACAGUUCCUCUAGCACAAGAUCUGAAGAAGGAACAGAAGUAUACACCAUGAAAGGCAGAGAUGGCAAAGGACCUCCUUCAGCAGAUCUAUUGGUAUGUUUUCCUUCUAGAGCGCAUCUAACGCUGAUGCCAAAGCCCAUUUGUAGCCCAGCUAGGCCCAACUCAGAGCCCAACAAGCGCCACCAGCACCAGUACCAGCACCAGCACCAGCACCACCACAACCGCCGUCCAAGGCUGCAUCAACACUUGAGGAAAUCUAGUAAUAGAGGCGGUGGCGCCGGCUAUGCUAGUCCUCUCAUGUGGGCAAAAAACAAGGCGACAAGCUCUGAGAUUGAAGAACCCACAUCCCCAAAAGUCACAUGUGCUGGACAGAUUAAAGUAAGGUCUAAACCUAACACAUGCAAGAAUUGGCAAUCUGUCAUGGAAGAGAUUGAAAAGUUACACAACAGCAAGAAACACAAGAAAAGACCUGCUUGGAUUGAAGCACUUGGAUUCAAGAAAGAUAUAAUGCAAUUCUUGACAUGUUUACGUAGCAUUCGAUUCGAUUUUCAUUGCUUUGGUUCAUUUCCUACAGCAGAUAUAACCUCAGAUGACGACGAAGAAGAUGAAGACGACAAACAACAGGCACAUGAUGAGGAUAAUGAAACUUCAAGAACUGUAUUCUCCAAAUGGUUCAUGGUUCUCCAAGAAAAUCAAAGCAAACAGUUCACCGAAAAGGAGAGCAAGGAGAAGUAUUAUAAAUCAAUUACUGAUGAUGAUGUGCCUUGUGCACCACCACCAAAUGCACUUUUACUCAUGCGUUGUCGAUCUGCUCCUGCAAAAAGCUGGCUGGAGGAUAUAGAAGCAGAAAAAAAAGAAAAUGAUGAUCAAGAAGAGGAAGAGGAAGAGGAAGAGGAAGAUGAAGAUGAAAACGAAGACGAAGAAAAAUUAACCAAGGAAGAAGAAGAAAAUGCAAAGAGGAAAGAAAAUUUAGUGUUGAUGCAAUAUGGAGCCGAUUUUUACAAAAUUUCUUCUGAUAUUGCAAAAGAAACUUGGGUUGUGGGAGGAAUAAAAGAUUCACUAUCAAGAAGUCGCAGUUCAAAGAGAUGAUAUACAUGAAGAUUGAUCAAAGAUUGAUGAUAUUUUGCUAUCUUUUUUUCUUGUUAAUUUUCAUUAAUUUUGCUUUACAUCAAUGUCUGAUGGAUGUUAAAAUUUAUUCAUUUUCUGAGUUCCGUGUUGGGAAAUCCUGAUCAAAAGUCCAUUCUUGGGCUUGAGGAUUUAUAUUUGUAUUUAAUUUGAUCUGUAUUAUAUGUACAGUUUUAUA